Pelobates cultripes (western spadefoot toad) is the source of this 2391-nucleotide messenger RNA. The record is from the annotation of a GenBank genome assembly. NCBI's taxonomy places the organism in Eukaryota, Metazoa, Chordata, Amphibia, Anura, Pelobatidae.
AUGUCUGCACCACGAAAGAAAUUGUCUGGUGCUGCUUUUCGAAAGAAAAGAAGGCUCCAAGAAGAAGACACUUCUAAGAUGGCUGGAUCAUUAAAUAGGUUCUUUAAACCUGAUCCAGUAUUGAAAGCUGUAAGCGAGACUAAAGAGAAUCGUGAAGCUGUAGAUGUCGAACCGCACCCUUCUACUUCAACUACUACUGUGGGCGAACAUUCUUUGGGCAUAGAAAGUGAUACAAACACCGAGGAAGAGAGUUCACCGAAAUCAUCAUCAUCAUCAUCAUCAGAAGAUGAAAAUGCAAAAAGCACGCUGGCAGACCUCUUUGAUCCAGCUGACUGGCCUGAAAUGCUUACUAGCUCACUAAAAGAAACCAUCGUUCUGAAAGGUCCAGCAAAGCCAAAAGAGCACUUUGCAUUUCCUAAAGAUGCAUCCAAGAGACGGUUUACAUCAACCCACUAUAGACGGCGCCUUGGAAAUGGUGAAGUGCAUGUUAGAAAGUGGCUUAGUUAUUCUCCUAGACUGGACAAAAUAUUUUGCUUUUGUUGUAAACUCUUUACAACUACGAAAAUGAGCCUGACUACGGGAGGCUACAAUGAUUGGAAAAAUUUGUCCCAGUGUCUGGCUACACAUGAAGUGUCUCCAUCUCACCUCACUGCUAUGGGAAACUGGACAGAACUGUUAACAAGGCUUGGGUCUGGAAGUACUAUUGACCAUUCAUACCAAAGAUUAUUGGCAACUGAAACGCAGCACUGGCAGAAUGUUCUUCAGCGACUUGUAGCCAUUGUUCAAUAUCUUGGGAAGCAGUGCUUGGCCUUCAGGGGCAGCAGUGACACGCUGUACUCUGAAAAUAAUGGAAAUUACUUGAAACUUGUCGAAAUGAUGGCAACAUUUGAUAGUGUGAUGCAAAGCCACUUGAAAAAGAUACAGAAUUCAGAAAUUCAUCAACAUUAUUUAGGAAAAGACAUCCAAAAUGAACUAAUUGGUUUAAUUUCAAAAGAAAUACGGAGAUGCAUUCUACGGUUGCUUAAGGAUGCCAAGUACUAUUCCAUUAUACUUGACUGCACCCCUGACAUCACUCUUGUUGAACAGAUGACUAUGGUUUUCAGGUUUGUAUCUGUUAAGCAAGGAGACUCGCCAAUUGCAAAUCCUGAAAUACACAUUGAGGAAAGAUUUCUUGGUUUCCUGCCAGUUCACAACUCAUCUGGAGAAGGAUUAACAGAGGCAAUUUUGAAUGAGCUUGAAAUGCUGAAGAUACCACUCAGUGAUAUGAGAGGUCAAGGGUAUGAUAAUGGCUCCAACAUGAAGGGAAAGCACUCAGGAGUGCAAAAAAGAAUCAUGGACCUGAACUCACGUGCUUUCUAUGUCCCCUGCAGUGCUCAUUCAUUAAAUCUUGUAGUAAAUGAUGCUGCUAUGUGCUGUAGGGAUGCCAGUACAUUUUUUGGCAUUCUUCAGAAAAUAUAUGUUUUUUUAUCAGGUUCAACAAAUCGAUGGGAUGUUCUAAAAAAGCAUGUGAGUAAGCUGACAGUUAAGCCGUUAUCCGAUACUAGAUGGUCAAGCAGAAUUGAUGCUAUUCGGCCAUUUAGGUUCCAUGUUGGAGAAGUGUAUGGCACCUUAAUUGAAAUCGGAGGUGAUAUGAAUUUUGCUGCUCUUGCAAAAAUUGAGGCUUCAUCCUUGGCAAAAGAGUUAAACAAGUUUAAAUUCUUGUGUUUAAUCAUCCUUUGGUUUAACAUACUAAGUCGAAUUAAUUCUGUCAGCAAAGUUCUUCAAAGCCAGUCCAUUUACUUACCAGAUGUUGUGGAACUUUUGGAAUCAAUCAAGACAAUUUUUCAAUCUUAUCGGACAGAUGAUGGUUUUGAGGAUUUACUUAAAGAAGCAGGAGAGCUAGCAGUGGAAAUGGAAAUAGACCCAGUGUUCCCCCCUCAAGUACAUCAGACGAGGAAAAAAAAAAGGUUGUUUUUGUAUGAGGUUCCAGAUGACCCUAUCUUAGAACCUAAAAAUAAAUUUAAAGUGGAAUGUUUCUUCACAAUAUUAGACACAACAAUAAAAUCUGUACAUGAAAGAUAUGAACAGCUUAAAUUUCAUUCCACGCAUUUUCAAUUUUUGUAUGACAUCCACAAGCUAAAAGAUGUGCAAAAAGAAGACCUCCUGCAGUUCUGCAUGGAAUUGCAGAAUGUCUUAACCGAUGUAAAAUCAAAGGAGUCUGAUGUAGAUGGAAGGCAACUGUGUGAAGAACUUGCUGUAUUGGCUCCUGUUAUAAAACCUACGAUGACACCUGUUGAUAUUUUGGCCUAUGCAGUGAGGAAUGGAUUUGCUCCAAAUGUGGCAAUUGCACUUCGAAUUAUGUUGACCUUACCAAUCACCUUGCCACAGGUGAGUGAAGCUUUUCGAAACUGA